UUCGUUUUACAAUAAUAGACCGUGGCUGCAGAGAGAUGCGGUGAACGACACCGGCUGUUGCUGAUGGAGUCUGACCAUGGAUGAGGACCUUGACCCUGGCGAUGAAAAUGUAAACGUCGUCUUGGCUCAGGAAUCCUCCGAACUGUUCCACAUCCUCAGCAGUCAGUCGCCCGACGUCAUAAAGAAGUUGUGCCUAAUGAUGCCCGGUGGUGAUAUGUGGAGCGUUGAUGCUCAGCUCGAAGCCCCCCCUCGCUCCUCUGCAGCAGGUAUCAAAGAUGUGUUGGACUAUUUCAGCAUGGCCGAGGCCGUGGAUUGCCGCAAUUUCCUCCAAAGCAUGUGCAUGCUGUGUGAGAAUAUCCCCAUGCGCCUGGAAUCUAGGCUAAUGUCAGCGGCUGGAAAUGCAAAUAACGUUUGUGAAAAUUCCAGCCCCGCUGUAACGUAUGAGGAGUCGUCAUCAUCGCAUUCAGAGCCGCAGCUUAUCAAACGCCCACGGAUUGACUACUGGGAGCAGUACGUUGCUGCAGUGAUGAUUUUACUGCUGAGGAGGUGGGAGCGACUGAGUGAGGGCCUUGUGAAGGAGGUCCAGCUGGAAAAUGUGUGGGUCAACCUCAGGACGGCAACUAGAGGCAGGGACAGACCUGAUCAAACCCCGGGACCGACAGACAGAGGGAGCAGAACACCAGAGCCUGAUGGAGAUUUUGGGUCUUUGGAGUCCAGAGUGACACUGGAGACCUUCCUCCAGGGAUGUGCAGGAAAGGUGACGGUCCUCGUUGGCCCGGCUGGAUCAGGAAAGACUCUGCUGACGUCUUGUUUAGGUCGGGAGUGGGCACGCGGUCUUGGCCCAAUCCCUUCAUCCCGCCUGUUUGUCCUGUUAGAGUUUCGUUUGCUCAAUCUCUUGUCCAGCCCUCUCUCCCUGUCAGAGCUGCUGUUCCAACACUACCUCCCUCCAAAAGGGGGCGACGAGGAAAAGAGAGCCGUUGUGGAUUACCUCCUUUCCAAUCCAGAGCAAAGCUGUUGGGUGCUCGAUGGCUACGAUGAGUUUAACAGCAAACUCACCAGACAUGAGGUGCCGGGAGAACGGUUGGACCCAGAAAACCCCUUGCCUGUCGCCAAGCUCAUCUCAGCACUAUUAUAUCGUCAGCUUCUCCCAGGAUGCACUGUGCUGGUCACCUGUCGCGUACGUGAUGUCAUGGAUUUGGACGACGUAUCAGAUAAAUCGGGGCAGCUGAUGGGAUGGGACUGCCAUCAGAUCAAGGAGUAUGUGGACAACUUCUUUGGAGUAAAAGGUGACUCCACAGACAGAGCCCUGGGAUUGCAGGCUGCAGACCUCCUCCUUUCUAGCCGACACCUCCUAUCCCUGUCGAACCUCCCAGCCCUCUGCAACAUCUGCUGCAUCUGUCUGAAGCAUCUGCUGCUGGAAGCUAAAGAGUUGGGAACAACAACAAUACAUUCCAGAGAAGAAGAGGGAGGAAACGAGACAAGAAGAAAAGGUACAGGACCGGAACCAAGAGGAGGAAGAGAAGACUUUGCCACUGGUGGGACGAAUGACAGAGACCAGUCACCUCCCACACAAGUCCUGAUACCCGCCACUCUCACCCAGGUCUACCUCAAUGUUCUGUGUGCAUUUCUGAGCCGUGGCUCUGAUGAAAGAAGAAAAACUGUCAAAGCAAAGACCACGAAAUCCUCAAAAUCUCCACAGAGAACUGUCUGUCGGCCUUCAGCUCUGGGUCAGUAUCGAUCAGAGUUAUGUGAGCUAAGUCGAUUGGCCUGGAAAGGUUUAGAGGAGAGCAAGAUCCUCUUCUUGAAAGAAGAUGUUCCUCACAAUGUUUUGGAUUUUGCCAUCAGGACCGGGCUCCUCUCACAGGUGGAGCUCAGACUUGACAACGGGACGCCCGCCUACUGUUUCAUUCAUCUGACAAUACAGGAAUUUUUGGCUGCACUCAGGAUCAUGACCAGUAAAGAUGUCAGUGACCAGCAGCUCACGAAAAGAUUCAGUCUGAAAACUCGUUGGACGACCCGGUCAGAGCAGAGGACAGUCUUCACUGACUCUCUGCACCUGUACGUGUGUGGUCUGGCUUCCUGUAACUGCACUCAGGCCUUAGUUCAGUUAGCCAGGGCUUCUGGUCGAGCAGGAGCACAAAGUUGGGUCCAAACACGACAAGCCCUAGUUCUGAAACUCCUGAAGAACCUGUGCCUCAGCAACACCCUGACUGGACCCAAGAUACUGGAGCUCUGCCAGUGCGUCCAGGAGAGCCAGGAACACAAACUGGCCAAAGAGGUUGUGGGUACAAGAUGCACUCUGGAGCUGCGCAACAUCCAACUGUUACCGAAGGAUAUUGAUGCUCUGGCAUUUGUAGUUAACUCAGUAGGUGAUAGAGGUAUUGGUCUGGACUUUGGAUCGUGCUCAAUGGAGCCGGAGUGUUUAGAUGUCCUGCCAAGGUGUCAGUUCAUUAACCACCUCAGUUUUCGCAGGCGCAAAUAUGGCGACAGGUUUGCAGAGAAGUUGUCCUCCGUUCUGCCUGAAUUCACAACCCUGAGGAAACUAGAGUUUUGUGGUUCCAGUCUGACUUCCACCGGAGCAGCUUGUUUGGCCUCUGCUCUGCAGAAGUGUCCAGACAUUACUGAAAUCAAUUUCAGUGACAACAACUUGAAAGACGAAGGGAUCAAACACGUGGCUGACAUCUUUACCAAACUACCAAAACUGGUGUCUGUCACGCUGAGUCGUAACAAAAGCUCCCUGAAAACUGUGGACUAUCUCGUUGGGAAAAUGUCUUCGUGUUCGAACAUCCAGCAGGUUCACGCAGAUGCGAAGAAAGAAGUGCAAGUAACUUUCUCCCAAACCUCAGAUAUGGAGGGCCAUAAAAAGACUGAAGCAACAGUCCGCUUGUUGAACCAGAAAUGGAACAAGCCUGAUAUGCAGAAAGUUGCCAAUUCAUUGACUUGUUGUCCUGCUCUGUCUGUCCUGGAUUUGUCUGGAGGCCAGUGGAAUGUGGGAACUCUAAAGACACUGGCUCAGUGUUUGCCAAAGUUUAAUGUCACCAACGAGAUCAUUCUCAACGGCAGCUGCUCUUCGGUGGAGGACCUGGUGGUUCUGACUGCUCUGCUGUCUCACUGCCCUGCUGUGACCGAGCUUCACAUCAGACUUCAGUCUGAUCCAGAUCCUGUUCCGGUGUCUAUACUUUUCUCUGGAGGGAGCAAAAAGCCUGCAAACACUAAAACGCUCUGUCUCAGCUGCUGUGGUCUGCUUCAUACGGAUCUGACCAGAGUUUGGAGGAGUUUGGGGAAGUCCUGUGAUCUCACUGAGCUAGAUUUGUCCAGUAACUGUUUGGGAGACAAGGGUCUGAGGAAGCUGCUGGAUGUCCUGCCUCGUCUUAGCAACAUCCGGGAAAUCAAUGCCAGUAACAACAGCGUCAGCAUGGAGGGUGUGGUGAUGCUGGCUGAUGCUUUGUGCUCAAGGAACAACUUAGCAGAAAUCCACAUCAGCGAUGGGGGGAGGGAGCAGGUGAUCCUGAAGUUCUGCUCUGACCAAAGUGAUGACGAACAGCAGCUGAAGAUGUUCAGGAUGAGGAACAGCAGCCUCCGGCCCUCUGAUGUAACCACACUGUGCAGGAGACUGAUCCAGUGUGGCUCCGCCCUCGAGUUAGAUUUGUCUUGCUGUUCAAUGAGUGACGGGGCGAUCCAGAAUCUGCUCAAGGUUCUACCAAAGAUGGCGUCGCUGCAGAGACUCAAUGUCAGCUACAGCAUCACCUCAGCAGCCGGGGCGGUGAUCAUGGUCCGUUGUUUGAUGGACAUUCCACGCGUCACAGCUCUAGAGCUCAGGCCUCAGAGUGAAAGCUUCAUCCAUUUUGACAGAGUGAAGGCAGAGCAAGUCAGCUGCAGGUUAACUAAUUUUAACCUGUCCAGCGACAACAUGGAGCAGCUGAUUAAGAUCCUGCAGCGGGUUCCUCAGCUGUCUCACCUGGAUUUAUCGAGUAACCAACUGAGGGAUGAAGGAGUGAAGCGUUUCAUUGAUUCUCUUCCGAAGCUUAAAAUCAACAGCUUUGUCAAUCUGAGCAACAACAGCCUGACCCAGCAGGGACUGCUCGAUGUGGCCGGGUCACUUUGUACCUGUGGCGACGUCGCUGCUGUAGAAGUCAGUCUGGGGGCAGAGGAGAGGUGUCUUAUCUGGUUCAGACAAUACGGAGGUUGUGAAAAAUCUCUGAGUGUCAGGGACAGCGGUUUGGAACGUGAACAUCUGGACAGAUUGGCAGAGAUUGUGUCUCACUGUCCUCGUCUGACCAAACUGGAAUUCAAGAACAAUUCACUGCAGCCUGAGGGGAUCGAAGACUUUGUGAGAGAGUUGAACGUCGGUCAGAGUGGAUGCAGCAUCAGUUUUGACGAGUGUUGGAUCAGAGGUGCGAAAGCCGUUAGUUUGGUUAGUAGCUGUCUGGAGCUCAAACACAACAUUCAGACAAUCAGGGUGCACCAGACCACACUGCACCUGUUUCUGAUGAAAUCCACAGGACCGACCUCAGUCAGCCUUGCAGGCUGUGCAGUUGAGGGACGUCAGCUGUCUCCUCUGAAGAGCAUCAUCCAGAGGUGCCCUUUACUCACAGAGCUGGAUUUUUCCCACAACAGCCUGGAUGCAGAGGGAGUGAAGUCUCUCUGCUCUGUUCUGCCCUCGCUGCCCAAACUCACCUCCCUCAGUGUUGUUUCCAAGGAGACGUGUAAUACUGUGGUUGAGAAGCUGUCAGAGGCUUUGCUGCACGCUACAACUGUUCAGUGCCUCAAUCUAUCAGGUCAUGUGAUUAGUGACACAGCAACUCAGACGAUGAUCAGAAUACUCCCCCGUUUACGAUCGCUCAAUUUGUCUCAUUGUUCGUGGUCCGCGGCUGCAGGGCUGCAGCUCGUCAAAGCACUGGGGCAGAGUGUCAGUCUGGAAGCUCUUUGUCUGGACUCGGUGCACCUGGAUGGAAACAGCAGGGCGUGUCUGGCACAAGUUAUGAAGAAGAUCACGUCUAUUCGCAGUCUCAAGCUCAAUAAGGUUGUUGCAGUGGGGGAACCCUCAGAACAGAAAAGUGUGCUGGAUCUUCUAGCUGCUCUGGAACAACUGGCACUAAUGGAGGAGAUAGAGUUGGACGGCUGGAGGAUGUCUGAUAGAGUCGAACAGCUGAUCAGACUCCUUCCUCUCUGGACACAGCUCAGGAAGAUCAGUCUGUCAAAGAACCUCAUCAGCGACCAAUCAGGAGACAAGCUGCUGGAGGCUCUGAGCAGCUGUCAUCAUCUGGAGGAGCUCGAUCUGAGUAGCAACCAUCUUGGUGACAUCACUGCUGCCAGAAUGGCUCUUGUUCUACCAUUGCUGACGCACAUCACAGUGCUGGAUAUUUCAGACAACUGUAUUGGAAAUGAAGGGUCGGUGAAUCUGUCUGAAGCGAUGAAGAGCAUGAAGAACCUCACCAAGAUUCAUUUGACCUCUGUUGGGACAUCUGAGCUUUGUGCUGUAGCUGCAGGUCUGGCUCACUGUCCACUCAUACAGGAUGUUGGUCUGGGAUGGAAUAACUUUGGUGAUGACGUGGUGCUGGAGCUCGCCAGAGUUUUACCCUCCUGUCACAAUCUGACCAGAAUAGAUCUGGAGUCCAACAGUGUGAGUGUUGUUGGAGUGGAAGCUUUGGUUAAAGCCUUACAGUCGUGUCCCGCUCUGCAGCUCAUCAGGCUGUGGAGGAACGACGUGUCCUCCGUAGAAGCUCAGAGGCUGAUUGUGAAGGACAAGAGGCUGAAUUUCUCUUCCACCUAACGGGAAGGAAGUAGUUCUCAGGAGGAGCUUUAAAAAGUGGUGGUAGUGCCACAAAAUGUGUUUUCCCUGCAGAAUAUUCAUAAGAACACACAAACUAUGCUCAUACAGAAGAUGUGUCCAACUUCAAAUGGUACUGAGCCCUGGUCAGUUGUGUAUUCAACGACGGCAGCUGCUGGUGUUGUACCAGCAUGAAUGUUUAAAACACCACUGUGUGGUUUAUGCACUAGUGUACAUGAAAUGAUUCCCUUUUAGUAUUUCUCUGAGCUGUAGAUUUUGUCUUAAGAGUUGAUCUUGGGAAUGUUCCGCUGAAUGUCUUUGCGAAAGAGUUGAAAUUGAAAAUGUUUGACGAUGCACUAACCAGCGUCUAGUGCCACAGCAGUGAAUUCACAUCAUCAGUUAUAGAGCACUUUCAAACAAGACAACAACUUGUUAAGGAGGUACGUAAAUAAUAACGGGUAUAAUAAUAAUAAUAGAGAUGAAAGACCAAAGGCACCUCAAGUUAGGAAUACGCUUCCAGAAAAAUGUCUGAUUAAGCUCAGAUUUGAAAGAAGAUGCCAUAUUUCCUCAGGCAGUUAAUUCCAGAGCCUCGAGGUCCUGAUGCCAAAAACUCUGCCCCCUAGUGUCAGAAUAGGGAGUUAAAACAUACAAACUGGGGAGCAUUUGUGUCACACUGCUGUGAAGCUAGAGGCCCUGAGAUAAGGAUUCCUUGAUUUCUAACACUGCUGUGAGAAAAAACAAAUGAAAUAAUGAGUAUAUAUUGUAUGUAUUUAUGGAGACAGACUCUGGGACUCUGAGUCACUUUGCACUGAAAUGUUGUUUACUGUGCCUGGAGGCCACAUAGGUGAAAAAACACAAUAACUCACAGUGAAGACGAUGGAGGAUCCCCUCUCUGAUCUUCAUUUUAGGUUGUGGUCUCUGGACAAUGUACGUAUUUAAAUUGCAUAUUUCAUGCAUGGAAAUGAAUUGUUUCUUUUUAUUUAUGCAAUUGUAGAUUAUGUUGUUGAAUCAGGAGAGCUCUGUUUAAACAACAGUAAGAUUCGGUCUCACUUCCGAUCUCUUAAGUGGAAACUGCUGCAUCUUAUUUACUCUCCUGUUCCUGUGCGUUGUUGUCCAGCUUCUCCACUUCAUUCAGGUCAAUUAUCGUCUCGAGACGAGAUGUCGUGAAGCAGCUGAAAUGUUUAAAGUUAUUUUGCUGUAAGUGUUUGUGCUCAGGUUGAGUUUUAAAUUUCUCAAGUAAAAAAAUUGCUUCCCUUGACAUUCAUUCAUUCAUUCUGACUUGCACUGAGCCGUCACUUGAGAAUAAACAAAAGCACGACCG
Limanda limanda (common dab) is the source of this 7091-nucleotide messenger RNA. It is a transcript of the gene nlrc5, whose product is annotated as NLR family, CARD domain containing 5. The record is from RefSeq and is a predicted model, not a curated record. Bases 77 to 5773 code for a protein of 1898 amino acids. Lineage: Eukaryota; Metazoa; Chordata; Actinopteri; Pleuronectiformes; Pleuronectidae. Gene Ontology annotation, molecular function: protein binding. The transcript has 54 exons.